Molecule: messenger RNA, 5554 nt
Organism: Chroicocephalus ridibundus (black-headed gull)
Lineage: Eukaryota; Metazoa; Chordata; Aves; Charadriiformes; Laridae
Gene: TJP2
Product: tight junction protein 2
Exons: 24
Coding region: 1301-4792 (1163 amino acids)
Biological process (GO): protein localization to cell-cell junction; cell-cell adhesion; positive regulation of blood-brain barrier permeability
Cellular component (GO): bicellular tight junction; plasma membrane
Molecular function (GO): cell adhesion molecule binding
Source: RefSeq, a predicted model, not a curated record
CCCCCGCCGGGACCCCCCCCGGCCCCGCCGCCGCCGCGCACCUGGGGCGAGCCGGGCUGGGGCCGGGGAUCGGCUUUUCCCUAACGGGAUUAAGCGGCUCUCUGUGACUUUUUCCGCGCUAAAUCCUUGGCGGGAGAGUGCGAUACUACGUGGGAAGCGGGGGAGAUGUCACCGAUGAAUCAGGGGUUUGUUUACCCGGUUUUUUGGCCGCCGGGGGGGCGGGUCUGCCGGCGGCGGGGGGUUUCGGGCUGCCUUUGUUGCACACGGAAUUCCUGACAUCUUUAUGUUGGCACGUCCCGAGUGGAUUCCAGCCGUGCCUCGGGCUUUGGCUAACUGGGUCAGGGGAGGUUUCAAGUUAACAGGGAACUGUAAAACAAAGGAACAGGCGGUUCCAGCAGCCAGACGCUUGAUUGCCCUCCUAAAGCGCCUUGGCAUCGGCCUUGUUUGCGGUGCCGGAGCCCAGGUACAUCGGAUUUGCGUCGUGGAGUGUCAGGGUUGAUGUACCAGUGUUACGCGCUUGCUUUAUUAAGGAGCCCUGCCCUUGCUUUCCCCCUGCUUGAAACCUGUUUCCUCUGCGUAUUUUUCCAAAACGAAAAAGUACACGCUGUCUGAACACACUUGUGUAAGAGCCCUGCGCUCGUCUUUCAGAUUGGUUAUCUGAAAACUUUUCAUACCUCCAGCGUUGCUUUCUAAUGGUUUGCUGGCUUAAAACAGCUGCAGUCUCUGAACAACCGGCUCCCUAGCUUCGCUUUGUAAACUGGUGUGGAAUCCAACAGCUAGGACAAGUAUCUGAAAGCUCUCACCCCCCGCAGCUGCGCUCCAGCAGAAGCCACCAAUGUCUGCUUUGCUUUAACCUUUGGAUGUAAUAAUUAUCAAGGCGGUGUGGUUUGAAACAAAUUAAAAUGACUUACCUUUUCUUUUGCUCAGCAAAGUUCUAUUGUAAAGGUUUAGGACUGUGAUUCAGCUGUGGCUCAGAGAAAAGGAAAUAAAAACAAACAUGUGCUGCGACUGAUAAAAUCACUUCUUUUGUUUCUGGAGCAUUCAUAGACUAAGGAUCUACCUGUAAACUCUUCCAAGCAAUGACCCUUGUCAGGAUCCAUGAGAUCUGCGUGUCAAGGAUCAGGUGCUGGAAAGCAUGGGAAGUCUGCUUGCGUAAAUUGAUAUUCACUGGGAGCAAACUGCUGCACUGCCAUCUCCUUGUGAGUGGGACUGGGAGCACAGCUGUACAUCAAGCCCAAAGCAUCUCACAGCAAGUAGACAGAGAUACUCAAAAAUCAUCGUUCCUCACAAGGCCCCAGGCAUGGAAGAGCUGAUAUGGGAACAGUACACUGUGACCUUACAAAAGGAUUCAAAACGAGGAUUUGGGAUUGCAGUUUCUGGCGGCAGAGAUAACCCUCAUUUCGAAAAUGGUGAAACAUCGAUAGUAAUUUCAGAUGUUCUCCCUGGUGGUCCAGCGGAUGGAUUACUUCAAGAAAAUGACCGGGUGAUCAUCGUUAAUGGAACCCCAAUGGAAAAUGUUCCACAUUCUUUUGCAGUCCAACAGCUUAGGAAAAGUGGAAAAGUGGCCACCAUUGUGGUGAAAAGACCAAGGAAAGUGCAGGCUGCGGCACUGAGGAGAAGCCCCUCCCUUGACUAUGAGGACAGAGCUUUAGAUGUAAUGGAUGACCAUGCAGAAUUUGACGGCAAAAGUGCUCGAAGUGGCUACAGCGAGAGAAGCUGGCAUAGCGGUAAUGGAGGUCGCAGCCAAAGCUGGGGAAACAGCCUGGAUCAGAGCUAUAGAGAUGAACACGACAGAGGGCGUAACCGAAGCAGAGACCGUGAUAGGGAAAGCGCCUACAACCGUGAUCGAAGUCGUGGUAGGAGCGUUGACAGGAGCUUGGAUCGAGAUUAUAGAAGAGAUCGUAGCAGGGGAAGGAGCAUUGACAGGGAUGGUGGCUAUGAACGAGACUACAGAGGAGACUACAGUCCAUCCAGUUAUAGUCAUGGAUCUCAACCUGAUCCUAGAUAUGGGAGAGAAGCGAGGAGUCAAAGUCAGGACAGACUUCGUUCCCGAAGUCCUUCCCCUGAAAUACACCAUCAACAUGAGUAUCUAGGACCGCAGGAUCAGAAUGGACCGAUCAGUGUUCUCUUAACAAAAGGCAGACAUAAUGAAGAAUAUGGUCUCCGGCUUGGAAGUCAGAUCUUCAUAAAAGAAAUGACCCGUACUGGCCUAGCAACCAAAGAUGGCAACCUUCAUGAAGGGGAUAUCAUUCUCAAGAUUAAUGGUACAGUGACAGAGAACAUGUCUUUAGCUGAUGCCCGGAAGUUGAUUGAGAAGUCACGGGGGAAGCUCCAGCUGGUUGUCCUCAGGGACAGAAAACAGACACUGCUCAACAUUCCUUCACUGAACGACAGUGACUCAGAAAUGGAUGAUAUUUCUGAAAUAGAGUCAAACAGGUCAUUCUCCCCACAAGAUGACAGAUUACAUCAUUCUGAUCUAGAGUCACAUUCAUCCAAUGAAAAGCUGAAAGAGAAACCAAAUGCAAAAGAUGAUCCAUCCAGCAGGAUGUCCAGGAUGGGAGCAAUGCCUACACCAUUCAAAUCAACUGGUGACAUUGCUACUCCUGCUGUUACAGUUGUAGACACAAACAAAGAAGUGAAGUACCAAGAUGAUCCAGGAGUGUCUCAACCAAAAGCAGUUACAAGAACAAUUCUUAAACCCAGCCCGGAAGAUGAAGCAAUAUAUGGUCCUAAUACAAAAAUGGUGAGAUUCAAGAAAGGAGACAGCGUGGGUUUGCGACUGGCUGGCGGAAAUGAUGUAGGGAUAUUUAUUGCUGGAAUUCAAGAAGGUACCUCAGCUGAUCAGGAGGGACUGCAGGAAGGAGAUCAGAUUCUUAAGGUAAAUACUCAAGACUUCAGAGGCAUUGUUCGAGAAGAUGCUGUUUUGUAUCUCUUAGAAAUUCCCAAAGGUGAAACAGUGACAAUUUUGGCUCAAAGCAAAUAUGAAGUUUACAGAGACAUCAUGGCCUGUGGCAGAGGAGACUCAUUCUUCAUCAGGAGCCACUUUGAGUGUGAAAAAGAGUCACCACAGAGCUUAGCAUUCACCAGAGGCGAGAUCUUUAGAGUAGUUGAUACACUGUAUGAUGGCAAACUGGGAAGCUGGCUGGCUGUGAGAAUUGGAAACGAACUGGAAAAGGGCCUCAUUCCAAAUAAGAGCAGAGCUGAGCAGAUGGCCAGUGUUCAAAAUGCUCAAAAAGAUGGCUCAAGCGAUAGGGCAGACUUCUGGAGAACACGUGGCCAGCGAUCUGGAGUGAAGAAGAAUCUGAGGAAGAGUCGUGAAGAUUUGACAGCUAUUGUAUCUGUGAGCACAAAAUUCCCGGCUUAUGAGCGAGUUCAGUUGCGUGAGGCUGGUUUUAAGAGACCUGUGGUGAUAUUUGGCCCUAUUGCAGAUGUUGCUAUGGAGAAGUUGUCAAAUGAUUUGCCUCACCUGUACCAGACAGCAAAGACAGAACCCAGAGACGCAGGUUCAGAGAAGUCAACUGGGGUAGUGCGCUUGAACACUGUGAGGCAAAUCAUUGAGCAGGAUAAACACGCUCUGUUGGAUGUGACUCCUAAAGCGGUGGACCUGCUAAAUUAUACCCAGUGGUUUCCAAUCGUGGUCUUCUUUAACCCAGACAGUAAGCAGGGUGUGAAAACCAUGAGACAAAGGCUAUGUUCCACAUCAAACAAGAGCUCAAGAAAACUUUACGAGCAAGCAAACAAGCUGAAGAAAACUUGUUCCCACCUCUUUACAGCCACCAUCAAUUUGAAUUCAGCCAAUGAUAGCUGGUACGGUAGUCUGAAAGAUACAAUUCAGCAACAGCAAGGAGAAGCAGUAUGGGUAUCAGAAGGGAAGAUGGAAGGCAUGGAAGAUGAUGCGGAUGAUCGUAUGUCUUACCUUACUGCAAUGGGUGCUGAUUAUUUGAGUUGUGACAGUCGACUGAUCAGUGACCUCGAGGAUACAGAUGGAGAAGGAGGUGCAUACACUGACAAUGAACUCGAUGAGCCUUUGGAUGAGCCAAGGAUUUCAUCCGUUAGCCGGUCCUCUGAACCUGUGCAUCAUGAGGAGAGUUUAAAAAAAUUUAGUCCAGAACCAAGGACUCGGUUGAGAAAAGCUGGUAGCAGGGAGAUCCUUAGAGAACCAAGUCCACCUCCAGCCUUCAAGCCUGAGCCACCUAAGGGAAAGUUACAAAACAAAGAGGAUCUAUAUGACUUCCCCAAGAACUAUGAUUCCAAAUCAAGUAACGUUGCUGGCAGCAGUGAGACUUCAACUGUAUCAGCCAAAGCAGCACCACCACCUGUUUCUGUGAAACCAGCCUUUGGGCGUCCCAUCCUGAGGAACACUCAACAAGCAGUCCCACCUGCAGAGGAGGAGGAAGAGGCAAAGUUAGAAGAGGAAGGAAGCGAACAAGAAAAUACUCCAAAAUCUGUACUGAGGAAAGUCAAAAUAUUUGAGGAGAUGGAUCAUAAGGCGAGGAUGCAAAGAAUGCAAGAGCUACAAGAGGCCCAGAAUGCCAGGCUUGAAAUAGCCCAGAAGCACCCGGAUAUUUAUGCUGUCCCUGUCAAAACACAGAAGUCUGAACAGAGCUGGCCCCAGCCUAUGAGCUCCAGACCUCCAGAACCCCAGAAACCUCCUAUGAGACCUUACCUAGAGAACCGUGGCAGUUACGGCAGCGAUGCAGAGGAGGAGGAGGAGUACCGUCGGCAGCUAUCAGACCACUCUAAGAAGGGGUAUUAUGGACAGCCAUCCAGAUAUAGAGACACAGAGUUGUAGGCUUGCUAGCAUGUGCAUGUAUAAUGCUCUUUUGAGGUUUCUUCCUUCCCAGCCAAAGUGGAGCAGUAGUUAGUCUUGAAAAACUGUAUUUUUAUUGAAGAUGCCGUUAGAGGGUACGUACACUACUGAAUUCAGACAUAUCUAUACGCUGGAACUGGAAGAGUUCGUUUUUGGGGAUAUUAUUUUGUUAGCAUCUAAGAAAAGAAAUCACUAUUGCCUGAAUGCUGUUGCCUGUUUUAUAAGGACCAAAUCCUGUAAGUUUGUGUUAAUUCUUGGUAUUUUCAUAUUUUAACAUAAAAACCUUUUUUUCCUUUUCAUUAAUGCUGCCUUUUUGGACUGUUCUGCUGUGUUAUGAAAGUAUGCUCCUAGAGAUACACUUCUUAAUGCAAUAGAACUAAAUCUGAAAGAGUAUUUGAAGAACAGUAAGUGCCUUUAACAAGAAGCAUCUUAAACUGUUUUGUUUUGACAUCUGAUUCUUGGUGCAAAGCCAUAACACACUAAAAGGGGAUUGACUGUUUUACCUAUCUCUUUUUUUUUUUUUAUCAGGAUCAUGGUAACAACUUCCCUUGCAUGUUAUUUUUUCUAAGUUCAUAGAUAAAUAUGCAAUAUUUCAUAAAUACUGACUGUACAUAAUAAAGGUGCAAUUGACUGGGUUGCUUGAAAAGACCAGGAUGUGCUUAAAAAGAGAAAAUGAUGUAGAAAUUCAAUCAUGUAUUAAAAUUUACACAGACUGAAAAUAAUAAAGGCUAUAUUCUAGACAAA